AUCAGUCGGAUCUGAAAAGUAGAGGCGUCAGGACUGAGCCGGUUGUUGAGGGGAGGAAGAACGCCAAGAAUUUUUAAUCAUCAUCCCUGACAAUACAGGCUGUGGUGUCGAGCUGUUGUAACUUGUAAGGGUGCGGGUCUCCCUCACAAGUCCCUGUUGUUCCAGCGCUCGAGUUUCUGCUCGUUCCUGAGAUGUCGCAGGUGCUAUCUCUCCCCAGUGACAUAGCAGACCAUGUGGAUGAGUGUAGAGCAGCCUUGCAGCGCUGUCCCGCCGACCAUCCUGAUCGAGCCACAUUUCUCAGCAACCUUGCCGACAUCCUGUCUGACCUCGAUGAGGCAAUCGAGCUCUAUCGGGCUGCACUAGAGCUCUGUCCCCCUGGCCAUGAUGAUCGAUCCAUAACUAUCAAAGACCUUUCCAUCAGCCUUCAAAACAGAUUCAACCAGUUGGGCAUUCUGUCUGACCUUGAUGAGGUCAUUGACCUCCAUCGUGCUGCGCUGGAGCUCCGUCCCCUUGGCCAUUCUUUUCGAGCCAGUGCUCUCGGCAAUCUUGCCGACAGCCUUUAUAACAGAUUCAAGCAACGGGGUGUCCUGUCUGAACUCGAUGAAGCCAUUGAGCUCCAUCGGGAUGCGCUGGAGCUCCGUCCCCCUGGCCAUGAAGAUCGACAUAUCUCUCUCACCAACCUUGCCAUCAGCAUUCGAGCCAGAUACGAGCAGCGGGGCGUCCCGUCUGACCUCGAUGAAGCCAUUGGGCUCUAUCAGGGUGCACUGGAGCUUCGUCCCCUUGGCCAUUCUGGUCGACCCAUGUCUCUCAGUAACCUUGCCAACAGCCUUCUUGGCAGAUUUGAGCUGCAGGGCAGCCUGUCUGAUCUCGAUGAGGUCAUCGAGCUCCAUCGGGCUGCAUUAGAUCUCUGUCCCCCUAACCAUGAUGGUCGAUCAUUGUCUCUCAACAACCUUGCCAUCACCCUUCUAUACAGAUUCGAGCAGCAGGGAGUCCUGGCUGACCUGGAUGGGGCCAUCGAGCUCCAUCGGGAUGCACUGGAGCUCCAUUUCCCUGGCCAUUCUCUUCGAUCAAGUUCUCUCAUUAACCUUGCCAAUAGCCUUCAAGCCAGAUUCGAGCAGCUGGGCAUCUUUUCUGACCUUGAUGAGGCCAUUGACCUCAAUAGGGCUGCAUUGGAGCUCCAUCCCACUGGCCACUAUGAUCGACCCAUGUCUCUCAAUAACCUUGCCGGCUGCCUUCAUGAUAGAUUCGAGCAGCUGGGCAUCCUGUCUGAUCUCGAUGAGGCCGUUGAGCUUUAUCGGGCUGCACUGGAUCUCCGUCCCCCUGGCCACUCUGAUCGACCCUCAACCCUCAACAACCUUGCCAUCAGCCUUCUAUCCAGAUUCGAGCAGCGGGGUGUCAUGUCUGACCUCGAUGAGGCCAUCGAGCUUCAUCGGGCUGCACUGGAGCUCCAUCCUCCUGGCCACUCUCGUCGAGCCAUGUUUCUCGCUAAUCUUGCCAGCAGCCUUAAUGACAGAUUCGAGCAGCGGGGCGUCCCGUCUGACCUUGAUGAGGCCGUUAAGCUCCAUAGGGCUGCACUGGAGCUCCGUCCCCCUGGUCAUUCUCAUCGAUCCAGUUCUCUCAGCAGCCUUGCUGACGGGCUUCAAGAAAGAUUUCAGCACCUGGGUCUAUCACCAGACUUAGACGAGGCCUUUGGUUUUUAUUUGCAACUCUCCCAAGUAUCUCAUGCAGGAUCUCGUGGUGACCUUAAGGCUGCAAAGUCAUGGGUGACCUCUGCCGAGCAGCACCACCAUAGCUCUGCCUUGAUGGCCUACCAGACCACAUUACGAUUCCUCGAUCAGCGCGUUGCCGCUCUAUCGUCAUCCUCACGCCACUUCGAUGUAGUCAAGGAGGCUGUAUCAUGCCUUGCCAUGGAUGCUUUCUCGUGCAGUGUUCGUCGCGGUUCUUUGAUGACUGCUGUGGAAUUAUUGGAGCAAGGACGCGCAGUAUUCUGGACCCACUUGGCACGCUACCGCAUGCCACUGGAUGAACUUUCCGUGUCCGGUGACACCGGCGCAGCCUUGGCGGCAGAGUUCAAGCAACUCAGCUUCCGCCUUCGUAACGCGUUCGAUGACACUACAGAAGACCAGUCCGCAGAAAUCCGGCAACUGACCAUGCAAUGGGACGACGUCAUUUCACGCAUCCGCCUGCUACCUGAUUUUUCCCGCUUCCUCCUACACCCGCUAUUUUCUGACCUGCAGAAGGCGGCGGAAAAUGGUCCGGUCAUCAUCGUCAACUCGAGCAAGUACAGCUGUGAUGCUAUAAUUGUCACAAGUGCCCGAGAUCCCAUUCAUGUUCCACUUGAUAUCACACAGAUCGAAGUCUCCGAGUUGUCCUUUGAGUUCCAGUCCCUCGCGAAGAAUUUCGGCUCUUCUGAUAAUCAACUUGAAUUAUACGAGAUUGUGAACACCCUGCGCACACUCUGGAAUUCCGUUGUUGACCCCGUGCUUCAAGUUCUCAAGGAGUUGAUUGAUCCUGGUUCACGCAUUUGGUGGUGUCCCACCGCUGAGUUCACUCUGCUUCCUCUACAUGCGGCAGGACCCUACGAGAAGAAGAUCCGAAAUGUGUCUCAGUUUUACAUCUCCUCUUACACUCCCACUUUGGCAACACUCAUUCGUGCGAGACAGCAGCUUUCUCCAGAUGCGUCCAAGCAACAUUUUGUUGCUAUUGGUCAAGCAAACCCGGGCGGAGCGAAAGAACUCAAACAUGUCGCUCCCGAGCUAGCCGUCGUCGCUCAGCGUCUCGCAUCCGUCGCUUCCUUCACAUCCCUCAAGGACAGCGAUGCAACAGUCCAGGGUGCAUUCGACAUGUUAAGCCAUACUCAAUGGCUUCACCUGGCUUGCCACGGAAUGCCAAAUAAAAAGGAACCAUUUGAAUCUUCCUUCGCAAUGCGCGACGGGCCUUUGACGAUCAGGGAGAUCAUCCGAUCCCACUUGCAGAAUCCGGAGUUUGCGUUCUUAUCAGCGUGCCACACCACCGUGGGCGAUGAGACCAACCCAGAUGAAGCCAUCCAUCUCGCUGCAGCGAUGCAAUUUUCUGGAUUUCGCAGUGUCAUCGGUUCUAUGUGGACUGUCGAUGACGACGUUGCGCGCCAGAUUGUUUCUGUGUUUUAUGAUCAUCUGGUUGAUGAUUCGGGGAGAUUGGACUGCACACGCGCUGCGGUAGCGUUGCACAAGGCUGUGAAGUCGUUGCGCAAGAAGAUUCCACUCGAACAACAGAUUGUAUUUGUUCAUAUAGGUAUUUAAUUUGAGACUCGAUCGAUUCCCCAUUCCGCCGUGUAAUCCUGGUUGCUUUAUUCCCUCGAUACAUACUACUUAUCUUUCGUAAAUU
Molecule: messenger RNA, 3366 nt
Organism: Suillus paluster
Lineage: Eukaryota; Fungi; Basidiomycota; Agaricomycetes; Boletales; Suillaceae
Product: TPR-like protein
Exons: 3
Coding region: 192-3281 (1029 amino acids)
Molecular function (GO): protein binding
Source: RefSeq, a predicted model, not a curated record